Tinamus guttatus (white-throated tinamou) is the source of this 2618-nucleotide messenger RNA. The record is from RefSeq and is a predicted model, not a curated record. NCBI's taxonomy places the organism in Eukaryota, Metazoa, Chordata, Aves, Tinamiformes, Tinamidae.
AGAGCUUCCAUAUGGCUGGGAGAAAAUUGAUGAUCCCAUUUAUGGCACUUAUUAUGUUGACCACAUAAAUAGAAGAACACAAUUUGAAAACCCUGUCCUAGAAGCAAAAAGGAAGCUACAGCAGCAUAACAUGCCCAACACAGAACUUGGAACAAAGCCUAUGCAGGCCCAAGGUUUCCGAGAAAAACCACUCUUCACCCGUGAUGCAUCACAGCUGAAGGGGACUUUCCUCAGCACAACUCUUAAGAAAAGCAACAUGGGUUUUGGAUUUACCAUCAUUGGUGGGGAUGAGCCAGAUGAGUUUCUUCAGGUGAAGAGUGUAAUUCCUGAUGGGCCUGCAGCACAAGAUGGGAAAAUGGAAACAGGUGAUGUCAUUGUCUAUAUUAAUGAAGUUUGUGUCCUUGGACAUACUCACGCAGAUGUAGUCAAACUCUUCCAGUCUGUUCCUAUUGGUCAGAGUGUCAACUUGGUGCUAUGUCGUGGAUACCCUUUGCCCUUUGAUCCUGAAGAUCCUGCCAACAGCAUGGUGCCACCCCUUGCAGUAAUGGAGAGGCCUCCGGUAGUGGUAAAUGGAAGACAUAACUAUGAAACUUAUUUGGAAUACAUUUCUAGGACUUCUCAGUCUGUUCCAGACGUAACAGAUCGACCACCACACUCCUUGCACUCCAUUCCAGCAGAUAGUCAGCUUGAUAGCACAUUCCCACCACCUGCCCAUGAUGAUAAUGUAUCAAUGGCUUCUUCUGGGGCCACACAAGCUGAACUCAUGACCUUAACCAUUGUGAAAGGGGCCCAGGGCUUUGGCUUCACUAUAGCAGACAGUCCUACAGGACAGAGGGUGAAGCAAAUUCUAGACGUUCAGGGAUGUCCUGGUUUGUGUGAAGGUGACCUCAUUGUUGAGAUCAACCAGCAGAAUGUACAGAACCUGAGCCAUGCAGAAGUAGUGGAUAUACUUAAAGAAUGUCCUGUUGGAAGUGAAACUUCUUUGAUUAUCCAUAGAGGAGGUUUCUUUUCUCCAUGGAAAACUCCAAAACCUAUAAUGGAAAGAUGGGAGAAUCAAGGCAGCCCUCAAACAAGUUUGUCUGCUCCAGCUAUACCACAGAAUAUUCCCUAUCCACCCACCCUUCACAGGAGUUCAUUUCCUGAUUCAACAGAGGCCUUUGAUCCACGAAAACCUGACCCCUAUGAGCUGUAUGAGAAAUCAAGAGCUAUUUAUGAAAGUAGGCAACAAGUGCUGCCCAGGACUGGUUUUCGAGUGGAUUCCUCUGGUCCCGAUUACAAGGAACUGGAUGUUCACCUUCGGAGGAUGGAGUCUGGCUUUGGCUUCCGAAUCCUGGGGGGAGAUGAACCUGGACAGCCUAUUCUGAUCGGAGCAGUGAUUGCAAUGGGCUCGGCAGACAGAGACGGUCGCCUCCAUCCUGGCGAUGAGCUGGUGUACGUGGACGGGAUUCCAGUGGCUGGAAAAACCCACCGAUACGUGAUUGAUCUGAUGCAUAACGCUGCCCGAAACGGGCAAGUAAAUCUUACUGUGAGGAGAAAAGUACUAUCAGCGGAGUCCUCCAGCCAGAAAGCUCCCCUUGCACCCGGCGCGACGCCCCCUCGCAGCUCCCCCAGCGCUAGGAAAGUGGCCAAUAACCAAGGAGAACCGUGCCCAGAGAAUGGCAGAAGCCCAGGCUCAGUGUCUACGCACCACAGUUCUCCAAGAAGUGACUAUGCUACUUAUGCUAACAGUAAUCACGCUGUCUCUAGCAGUAAUGCUACACCCCCGGAGGGCUUUGCUUCUCACAGCUUGCAAACCAGCGAUGUUGUGAUCCACCGCAAGGAGAAUGAAGGUUUUGGCUUUGUGAUCAUCAGCUCCCUGAACAGGCCUGAAUCUGGGUCCACAAUAACUGUCCCCCAUAAAAUAGGACGGAUAAUUGAUGGAAGUCCUGCUGAUCGCUGUGCAAAACUUAAAGUCGGAGACCGGAUCUUAGCUGUGAAUGGCCAGUCUAUCAUUAACAUGCCUCAUGCAGAUAUUGUGAAACUAAUUAAAGAUGCAGGUCUCAGCGUAACACUCCGCAUCAUUCCUCAGGAGGGAAACGCCAUCGUUUUGCUCAGUUAUAGGUCAGAAGUAAAAGCAAGGCAGGAUGUGAAACCUGAUAUCCGGCAACCUCCGUUUACAGACUACAGGCAGUCUUCAACAGACUACAGGCAGCCGCCGCUGGACUACAGGCACCCUCCAGUGAUGGACUACCAGCAGCCACCGCCGCUGGACUACAGGCAGCCGCCCUUGCUGGACUACAGGCAGCAUUCACCCGACACCAGGCAGUACCCUCUGUCGGACUACAGGCAGCCCCAGGAUUUCGAUUAUUUCACAGUUGAUUUGGAGAAGGGAGCCAAAGGUUUUGGGUUCAGUAUUCGAGGAGGAAGGGAAUACAAAAUGGAUUUGUAUGUGCUGCGGUUAGCAGAAGAUGGCCCAGCAGUAAGAAAUGGAAGGAUGAGGGUAGGAGAUCAAAUAAUUGAAAUCAAUGGAGAAAGCACAAGGGACAUGACACAUGCCAGAGCAAUAGAGCUAAUCAAGUCUGGUGGCAGGAGAGUGCGACUGUUGUUGAAACGUGGAACAGGCCAGGUCCCAGAAUAUG